AACACGUAGCAUCACGGGCCGACUCGGUUUGCGGACUACGUUACACUUUACACAAAAACAUCGCGCUCAAAGACAACGGGGCAUCAACUUUCCCAGCGAAGACAUAAGCGAAAUUGAAUUACACAUAUUGAAAAAGAAAUGUGUAGCUCCUUGGUAGGCGUGGUUUGGUUUAAGACUCCUCCUACCCAGUGAUCCGCGCAUGAAUCGCAGCGUCGUCGCAGGCGAGUCGCGCGCGUGAAAUCAGUGUGAAGUGAGCCGUGCGGCCGGUCUGUGUCGCGCGCCUUCGCAACUUUGCCACUCCACCGCGACGAGAGUAGUUCUCUACUCUCGACACGAAUACACAAACUUUCGAGUGUUUGACUUGAGCUAAAUUUAAUAUAACUUCGUCGGACGAGCUCGUGAAGUGAGAUGAAGGAAAUCAAUGAAAACAAAUAAAUAUUUUCUUAAUUAAAACACCAGUCUUAAAGUGCAAAGCUUGUUGUGUGUUUGAAGAGGAUGUAAAUAGCAGAUGGUGAUGUUCAGAAAAGAUUACUGCAAAAGAUACCAAAUUUGGAUACUUGAUGACCAAACAAAGACAGUAAUUUCAUCGAUUCAGCAUGCGGAAUUUGCAGUCGCAGGGUCGUAGAUGGCAGCACAGGAGAACGCGCUGAGAGAUGGCGGGCGAGCAUACGCGAGGCGGCCGACCCCUCGCGCGCCUUCUCGUGUUAGCAGUUCUGCAUGUUAAUUUUAUAGCUCUAGGUCUGGAACCGGACUUCAUGUUCCCUCUUGAGAACGUGACGAUCGCCCAAGGCCGGGACGCGAUGUUCACCUGCGUCGUGAAUAACCUAGGCGGUUAUAGGGUGAGUGGCGACUCCGCCACUGCCAGGGUCGCAUGGAUAAAGGCGGAUACAAAGGCAAUUCUAGCGAUUCACGAGCAUGUGAUUACAAACAAUGCACGAUUAAGUGUCACGCAUAAUGAUUACAAUACGUGGACACUUAAUAUAAGAGGCGUUAAACGAGAAGACAGAGGACAAUAUAUGUGCCAAGUAAACACAGAUCCCAUGAAAAUGCAGACAGCAUUUCUGGAGGUGGUAAUACCACCGGACAUAAUCUAUGAAGAGACGUCGGGUGACAUGAUGGUGCCCGAAGGCGGAUCGGCUAAGCUUGUCUGCAAGGCCAGAGGCUUCCCGCCGCCGAAGAUUCUUUGGCGCAGGGAGGAUGGCGGAGACAUAAUUUCCAGAGGAGGACCACAGGGGAAGACAAAAGUGACUUCUCUGGAGGGCGACAUAGUGAACCUGACAAAAGUGACGCGUUCCGAAAUGGGCGCGUAUCUGUGCAUAGCGGCCAACGGCGUGCCGCCUUCCGUGAGCAAAAGGAUAAUGCUACACGUACAUUUUCACCCGCUGGUGCAAGUGCCAAACCAGUUGGUCGGUGCGCCGACUAGCACAGACGUCACUCUCCAGUGUCACGUCGAAGCGUCUCCUAAAGCCAUCAACUACUGGACCAGAGAGAACGGUGAAAUGAUAAUAUCAAACGACAAGUACCAGAUGAGCGAAAUCAACAGUUCGGCGUACAGCGUGCAGAUGCGGCUGAUUAUAAAGAAUAUCCACCGCAGCGACCUCGGCGGCUACAAGUGUAUCUCGAAAAACUCCAUAGGGGACGCCGAGGGCAACAUCAGGUUAUAUGAAAUGGAGUUACCCCACCACAAGUCCCGUGACGACGAUGACGUGGACUCGGUUAAGGAAGAAACAAACGACGUGCACUCCAGCCUGCAAGGCUCCCGCUGGGAAGGCGGCCUGAGAACGCAGGACGCCGGUUUCCUUGGGCGGCCGCCCCCCGGCGCAGCGACUCGAUCUACUUCGUACGCGACCUUUUUAAUAUCAACCUUAGUUUACGUCGCGUGGUAAACUUCUCCCGUAAAGCCAUGUGCAAAGUUAAGGCUGCUUGACUAAAACAAACGUACGAUAUCUCAUCAGAUUAUUGGACUUGAGAGUUUGAACAUGAUUUUCUCGUUUUUCGCUUUUAAGGUAUCCCUUUCAAUAAAGAAUCUGGGGCGUUUAAGGGUCCACUGAAUAUUUAAGGCGUUGUAUGAUCGUUUCUUUUGGAUUUUGUAUUUUUAUUUUUUAUCAAUCGUACUUUGCACGUGGCUAUUAAAUGUACAGUUAUAGUAAUAAUAAAUUAUUUAGAACUGUUGUCUAUAACGACAUUUGUACAUCAACCCACUGUUUCAUCAAGUAUGAAAUAGUAUGAUAAUGGUUUUAAAAAAUACUACGUGAUUGUGUUGUGACUGUAUGCAAUAGUAGUGACUGAUUGAUUAUAAACCUGUAAACUUUAAUGGCUGGGUUUAUUUUUCGUCAAGUAAAAUGAUCUCUUUGUUUGCUAGUACGUGUAUCAUGUUGUUAUACUCGAUAAAAUGUAAAUGCUUUUAUUUUAUACUAUGAUAAUAUAACAAUAAUGCAAUAUUCAAUAAGAAAUUUAAUGUUUCAACAUUUAUGUUUUGCAGUCAUCAACUUAGAAAAAUAUGCUUAAACUCCCAGGACUUCAGAAACUAUUAAAAUGCAUGUGUACCUAAAGGUUGUCUUAAUGAUUAUACGUGAAUACAUGUAACCAAAGCCUAGAUCUAUUUGUGUACGACAUAAAAAUAAAAACACGAUUUUAUUAAUGACUGUUAUUUUAAUAAAAGCAUAGACAGUCAUUUCAAAUAAAACCGAUAACGAAAAAUUAUAUUCAAGUCGUGAAGUUGCAGUAUGUAUUUAUAAAUGUUAAAAUGUAUGUAAAUAGCUUUGCAGGAAAAUACAGUAUUGUUUAACAAUAAAUAUAUAAUUUGCAUUAGGUUGCAUAGUAAAAUAUUUACAAUUAACAACACAAUGUCUAUAAUUAAAUUGCAUUAGUUGUAUGGAUGUAAAAUUGGCGGGCCUAUGAUGCUAAAGGUAAUUUUGUAAUUGUUAACGUUUUCAAAUUGUUGAAUUUUAUGAAUACUUAUUGUUUCAACUUGUACUCGUAGUAGUUAAGUUUACGGAUAAAAUAUUUAAAAUUUAAUACUCUCUUGUCAAAAUUAGUUUAUUUGUUUUAUACGUUGUACCUAAUCAAAACUAACAUAUUUAAACCGCCGAUCUUAGUGGCCUGAAAUGAAUGUAUGAUAUUGUCCGCAAAACCAAAUAAAAAUAUAUAACU
Molecule: messenger RNA, 3153 nt
Organism: Cydia strobilella
Lineage: Eukaryota; Metazoa; Arthropoda; Insecta; Lepidoptera; Tortricidae
Gene: DIP-beta
Product: lachesin-like
Exons: 9
Coding region: 654-1886 (410 amino acids)
Cellular component (GO): neuron projection
Source: RefSeq, a predicted model, not a curated record